This is a messenger RNA of Peniophora sp. CBMAI 1063, 3999 nucleotides long. Lineage: Eukaryota; Fungi; Basidiomycota; Agaricomycetes; Russulales; Peniophoraceae. The record is from the annotation of a GenBank genome assembly.
AUGGCACCUCUACGAGAUCGCGCACUAACGGCCGACGAGGCUACCUCCCCAUCAUCGGGUGCAGCAUGGACGACACCCUUACGCAUCACCAAGCGGGAACAUCCCUCCCAGCUGUCAAGGAGGGCGUCCAACACGAUCAACCGCCUCAAGUCGUCUUCGCUUGUCUCCCAAUCGCCUUUCCGCUCUGAAGGGCCGUUGUCGCCACCGUUGCGGCCGUCAAGUACGGCGGCAGCCGCUAGUCCGAGGAGGGUCAGUGGGGAGAAGAGGCAGAGGCCGCAUAGCAUGCAUGCGCAGGCGGAGAACGAGAAGCCGCAGGGUGCCAAGCGUCGGCAGUCGAACGGCAUCUCCAACCUCGCACAGAGGGAGCCAGUCUCAAAGUCGCCCUUCCUGUCCCAGAAGCCUAGCUCGCCUGCCCAGCUCCCUAUUAAGGUCACGCCAUCACGGUUGCCAACGCCGAAGAACUCGGUAUCUCCCGUGCGACCGUCGCUCGUAUCGCGAAGGCUACAUGGACCGCGUGGCCUUGGUUCGUCUGGCGGCAUCUUCAAGCGCGAGCGUCGCAAGACUGUCACAUUCGACCCGAAUUGCGAUGUGCUGGAGUUCGAGCGCGACAGCAUGGAGAUGGAGGACGAACCCUUCUACAGCGAUGAAGACGGCGACGACGAGUCAGCUGAUGACAUGGACGUCUAUGGCGCGCCCGAACCCGAGGGCGGCGACCACGUCGAGGACUUGGUGGACGACAUGCUUCACGAGGCCGAGCGCCCGCACACGCCUCCGCACGACUCGAGCCACCUCCCACCCGACGCCGACAACGAAGGCGGUAUUCCAUAUGGUCGCACACAUCACUCUGAACGCGCACGCGAGCAACACUCGCAUAAUCACCAGCUUGUUACGCCGCCUGAUACGUCGAGCGACCAUAACUACCACGAAGCGGAGUCCGGCCACGAGGCGGAAACCGACAUGAGCCUUGAAGACCGUGAUGUCCGGAUGAUGCCACCAAGUCCCAGUCCGACGCCCAUCAAGCCUUCGCGGAAUCGCAUCUCUGACGGAGCGGAUCCGUUGCCACCGCGUCUUGACAAUGACGAUGAGCCUGACGUUCAAGUCGUCGAACUCUCCUUCCUCUCAUCCUCGGACGUCCAAUCGGAGCUCGACCGCCACUCUGAGCACGGAGGCGACGUUUCCUUCAGCGCUUUCGAAGCCGAACUCGGUCUCACACCCGGCGCCUCUGCUUCAACACCGCCUCUACGCACCUCGAAGAGCACCCCGCCUCUUCGCCCCGGAACUGGUCCUCGCCCGCGUACAAGCUCAUUUGAAGGCAGGAAACUGCCCGAGCCACCGGCCCAUGCGAGGAGCCGAAGCGCGAGUCCUUUCGAUAUGGCGCCGCCGCCGACGCUCGGUCACAGCGCAAGGGCGGGUUCACCUCUCGCUCGAGAGGGCUCGCCGUUCACACGCGAAGGAUCACCAUUUGCGACUCGCGCAGAGUCGCCCUUCGCCGCUCGCGAGGGCUCUCCCUUCGUCCGCAAAGGCUCACCAUUCGCCCGCGAGAGUUCACCAGCUGCUACGCUUGCUUACGCCCGGGAAGGAUCGCCCGCUACUGCCCAACCACUUCAGCGCCCACCUCUCGUCCAACGCAUGGCCUCAACCGAAUCUUUCGCCUCUGGCGCCAGCUCCUCCGGCAGUAUCACGCGCCAGCGUAUUCGUCCCGAAGACGUAGCGCGGAAACUGGCACAGAAGAAGAGUCCUAGUCAAAGCCCCGUCGUUGUCGUGGAGAAACGCGAGGACGAAGACGCGCAUAUGGCACGUGUAGAUGAGACGGAGGAGCUUGAAGAGCCACCCGUACCACGCACGUCUGCUAUGCGCCGCCAGGAUAACUACACGCACGACGGUGUACGCGAGCUGGAUCCGGAACCUACAUCUAUCGAUCCACCGCGCGCGGAGAUGCUCUCUAGAGCAGCAAGCGACGGCGACGCGUACGGCGGACUCGACUCCCACAUGGAAGAAUCCGCCGAAUCCGACGAGAACGAGGAGCAGCAACAAAUCGGGCACGACAUCGACGAGGCGCGUAAAGCACAGAUCCAGCGCGCGGCGUCGUUCCGCGGUAUUCAGUUCGACAUCGGCACAUCGAGCGGACUCGGUCUGGGUCUUGGCUUCGGACUUGACGGGACGGAGUUGGGCGAGGCGAAGAGCCCGUUACAUAAGAUGGUCGAGGACGUUGCGCGCCCCGUUCGCGGACAUAAGCACGUUGCGAGUAUCACGGAGGGUGUACCCGUCCAAGCGCUCACGCGGCCCGCAUCUGCUACGGCUCAGAUGAUGCACGAGUCAAGCUCCUCGGACGAAGAGGAAACCGACGAAGGCUUCUUCUCCGGUCCCACUCGCGCGCCUGCAGUACCCGCGAAAGACACCGUACCAUCGAAGAAAGACGCCAUCAAAGAGCGCGAACUCGCUAUCCUCCAGAAACGGCGUGAAGCGCGGCGACACGAGGAGGACGAAGAUAUGGGUCGCACUACGCCUCCCCGCAGGCCUAAAGCCAGGCGAAGCGCCAGUACAGGCGAGAUACGCGAUCUCGCGUCCCUUAUGCGUCCUGCUGGUCCAGAUAGGGCUGACAGUGCUGGCCUGGAGGAUUUCAUGCCUGUCACGCCUGAGGUUGAUCUGGAGGCGAGCGUUAAGAGGGCGUUGAAGAGGCGUACAGGAGCCGUCGAGAAUAACAAGUACCAUAUCCGCGAGCACGAGACCAUCUAUGCUGUGAGGCACACGGAUAGCGCUGGUGAUGUCGCGUGGAGGCCUGUACGGAGGCCUAGCGAUAUGAACGAGCAUGCUGCCCAAAUUCGCGCAUACCGUGCGAUGCAGAAGCCCGAUAGGGGCAGCGGCAAAGUGUUUGUACGAGUUGUCGGCGUCAAGGGUCUGGAAGUCCCCAUUCCGCGCGAGCCGACGGCCGUGGCGUGCACGCUCAAUAACGGUGUUCACUACGUGACGACGCCCGAAUGCGUGCUGUCUCCGGACUGUAUGAUUGACCAGGAGUUUGAACUCAUCGAGGGCCCGAAACUCGAAUUCACACUCACUCUUAAAGUCCGACGCGACCCACACAUCCUCGCACAAUUCAAAGCGAAUGCUCCUCCACCCGCCCCAGCACCCGCGCCCAUCAUGCCCCGCGCAAAGCCAGCUCCAGCACCCGCUUCGAAGGGCGGUAUGCGCGCCUUCUUCUCAUCAUCACCGAAGAAACAUGCCAAAGCCAUCGCACCACCACCGCGGGAGCCAUCACCCCCUCCGCGCCCGGUCCUUCAAACCCACCGCAUCCAAGAAAACCUCGCGCGGUACCUUAAGCCCGACGGCACACUCGCGCGCGCGUUCGUCUCGUUCAAAGAUCUCGCGCCGCGCUGCGAUAUGCGGUUGUUCGAGACAAGUUUCCCGCUCAUUGGUCAGCGACUCGAAGCUGGGGGCAAGAGCAGUGCGGCGCAGGUUGGGGAGCUGGUGUUGCAGUUCUUCAGGCUGCCGCCGUUGCCGGGCAUUGCGCAGAAUGAGCUGCCGCAGAGCUUAGAGGAGUGUCACCGCGGGUUGAGGCAUGUGCAGUGGCAUAAGAUGACUUACUUUGAGGGUAUCCUCACGCAAAGUGGUGGUGAUUGCACGACAUGGCGACGCCGUCAAUUCCGCGUCAUCGGCGCCAACCUCGUUGCGUUCAACGACGUAACGAAGCGCGCCUCAGCGUCCAUCGACCUCCGCAAAGCCAUCCGCGUUGAAGACCCCAACGCACCCACCGAAGGCGGUCUAGUCAAGUCUCCCAGCCUAGAUGACGACUUCGACUUUGGCUUCGGCGUCGAGCGUAGUUUCCGUCUGAUCUUCAAGGGCGGCGAAGAGAUCGCGUUCUUCGCUGACAGCGACGAUGAGAAGGCGCGCUGGUUGGAGGUGCUCCGCGCGCUUGUUGGGAGGAUCCCGCCAAAUCCGCUUUGGGCGGAGUUGUUGUGGCAGAGGCAGCAGGAGCUUGCGAAGGCCGGGUCUUCGAAGUAA